AACUUGAAUUUGUUCUUUUCCUAUGCAAUUCUUUUAUAAAAGCUUUAUUCAGAUCUUAAUCUAUUUUUGUUUUGUCAACAAAUUUAAUGCCUUUUGUUUUCUGCCAACAAAUUAAAACGUCUUAUCAGUUUUAGUGUUUUAGAAUUCUAAAAUAUGGGUACGUAUAGUCAAUAAAGUGAUAGUUACAUCAAAAUACGAAUCUUAUCUUGUGUAUAACCUGAGGGCCAAAUAAUGAUUUCCAUAAUCGGUUCAUUAGUAACAAAGACUUUUAAUACGAACCAUAAUAAUUUAAAAAAAAAGAUAAAGUAUAAAACCAUAAUCAAAUUUUUUAUCACUAACUCGAAAAGACAGAAAACAAUUUCGUAAUUACCUCGAAAACUCAAUGGCAAUGUUGUAUUCCCUUCACUAUUUAAACAUCCUCUCUCCCAAACGCUCAAAUCCCUCCCACCUGACAUUUUCUCUCACUUUCUCGUGAAAAAGAAAAAACAUAUCAGCUCCCAAAAAAAGAAAGAAAACAAUGGCCGGAAGUGUUGGAAAAUGCAGCAAGAUCCGCCACAUUGUGAGGCUCAGGCAAAUGCUCCGGCGAUGGCGCAACAAAGCUCGGUUAUCUUCAGUCAGCCGUUGUGUGCCGUCCGAUGUUCCAGCUGGACACGUGGCAGUUUGUGUAGGUAGCGAGUGCAGGAGAUUCGUGGUGCGCGCGUCGUACCUGAACCAUCCGAUCUUGAGCAAUCUCCUUGUCCAAGCUGAGGAAGAGUACGGUUUCGUGAACCAGGGGCCGUUGGUUAUCCCUUGUGAAGAGUCGGUUUUCGAGGAAGCGAUCCGGUUCAUUUCUCGGUCUGAUUCUUCCCGGUCGAGCCGGUUUACUUGUCCUGAAGAUAUCCAGAAAUGCCACGGAGGAAUCAAAAGCAAGCUAGAUCUGUUGAUCGAAUCUCGGCCGUUGCUUCACGGCGUCGUCGAGAAAGCCGUCUGGUGAAGAGUCUCGGUCCGUACGAUUUAUGACCCGGUUUGACUCGGAACGAGUUUGAUCGCCAUGCGAAGGAAGAAGACGAAUUUUCGAAUAAAUCGUCAUUGAGUUGAGACGGCCGGGUUACCACCGAGUCGGGUGGUGCUAAUUUCGGUUUAACUUUUUUUAAAAAAAAUAUUUAAUUAUAUUGGGGCCUGGGGUUUUAAUCUGGUGGCGGGUUACUCACUGAGUCGAGACAGAGGAGAUGGCGGUUAGCAGGUGGGUGAGUCGUUCCACCAAGUCAUCCCGGGUUCGAAUCCGAGUUCAAAGAUUGUAAAUGUAAAUAAGAUCAAAUUAACAUUUUGAAUCAGAUUAUUUCAAGGGCUUUUGAUUUUAAUAUUAUUUUGCUAUCACCCUAACUCAUCUUCAUAAUUAUUUUACCAAUGUACCAAAAUGGAUAUGAACUUAGUACAAUAAAUAAUGUAAUAUAUAUGUAUAUAUAUUUAACACCAAAUAAUGCAAUAUAUUAAAAAAUAUAACCACAGUUUUCCAGAAAAAGUUAAAGUUUUUCAAGAUAUGAAAACGAAGUUGUUCGAAAAAAAUAAAAUAAAAGGAAAUAACGAUAAAUAUAGUUUGCAAAUUUAGAAAUACUGCAUUCCGACAAGGGCCAUGUGAAGGAAAGACUAUUAGCCCAUUUUAUCUGGUUCGCCUGCUGUGCUCAACUUCUUUGUUUUGUCUUCACUUUCUCCAUACAGUAAAAAGUACAGGCUAUGGUACACAUAAUCAUUUACAACUUACUUUAAUUAGUGUACUGGAAUUAUUUGUGUACUUUACAUAGUUUUAUCUAAACUCUAAAUUAAUUCUCCAACUUAAAAGGUAGUUUUUUGCCGAGCUCUCUUGUGGGGAAUCUAAGUGGAGUUUCUCAAAAAUCUCUUAUAUACUAAAACACAAGUCACUUGCCCAAUAAUAUUUUGACACAUAGAUAAUAUUUUAUUUUUCAAAAACACCAAUUACUAAAAAGAAAAACAGUUAGUUUCAAAAAAAAAAGAAACAGUUGAAACAAAUCAGUUUCAGAAUGUAAAACCAAAAGAAAGAAAAUAAUUAUUUUAACCGCCUCAUAUAUUACAUCCACGAUCUCCAGCUUAUUAUGUAUUACAUUGGUUAGUGAUGUAGACGAAUUCAAAUAAUUAAUAGUUAUUUAACAAGCGACCAAGUUUUUUAAGUCUCAACAUUUAGUUAUUUCAGUUUUAUGGUUUUAACUUUUUUUUUGUUUUUGUUUUGUAGAGGAACCGCGCUUCACGUGAUAAGCUAUGCAAUUGGUAUGUUAGAAUUUUCAAGCAACUCUUAUGAUAAGUAAUUUCCUGGUCACUUUUAUUCAGAAAACAUACUAAGAAAGAUUAUAGAUGGACAUAAAACUAAUAUAAAAAAUUCUGUAGUGCUGUUUAUUUAGUUAUAUGUAAUUUUAGUUUGUGUGAGUAUUUAAUCUAACUUCAGUUUGUUAAUUCGAAUCAUGUCUUUAAUACCUUUAUAAAAAAAUUAUAUACAUAAGAGAUUUACCCAGUGCGUUAGCACGGGAGAUACACUAGUAUAUUAAUAAAAAACAUAAAAAGUAGAAAAGACUAAUAUAUAAGUUUUUAUUUAUCGUGUACAAAAAGAAAAGCUUUUAUUUAUAAAACUUUAGAGAUGACUCUCUCGUUUGGACUUUGUUUCUCUCUCAAAAAAAUUAAUUUCUUAAUUAAGUAAAGUUUUUGGUUUGACCACCGAGUAAAAUCUCACUAAGCACCGCUAAAGUUCAUCUUUUCUCGGUGAAUCUUCAUAGUUAUCCAAGUUUAUUCAUCUUUACAGAAGCGUGUGGAAACAAUAGUCAAUAAUCUGACAGUGAAAUGUCGCAUGCGAUGGAUAAGACGAUGAUGGCGUUAUUGCUUGAGGAAGAAGAUGAACCGUUUGACAUGCCUAAUCUUCCGCAGUUCAAGUCGAUCGAAAAAAACUCCCGGAGUCUAAUCGGAAGGAUUCUAAAUCCGGAUUUUCAGAAAGUUUCAACGGUGAUACUUGAGAUGCCCCAAAAUUGGUAGAAACAAUGCAAAGUUUGGGGUGUUCCUUUGUCAAAAGAAGGAUCAUGAGGAUGAUCUUCUAGAUGUGUUGAAGAAAGGGGUUCAUACUUCAAAUGAUUGGACCUUAGUUAUAGAUCGAUGGGUGGGGCACCCCCCCCCCCAGAUUAUUUAUAGUAUAUGUUAAUUUGGGUUCAGAUCUGAAAUAUCCCUAUCAACCACUACACAGAAGAGGCGAUCACAGCCCUGGGAGAGCUAGUAGGGGCGAUAAAGGUUAUAGCUUUUGACCUUGAUAAGCUGCAGCGAGAAGCGUAUAUUAGGGUCCAGGUUCGAUUUGAUGUGUCAAGACCGUUACGAAAAUCAAAAGUGGUAAACCUUCCUGAGGAUGGAUCAUCUGUUGUCUUCUAUAAUUACGAAAGGAUCAAAAAAGAUGUUACAAAUGCCAAAGACUGAAUCAUGCCAAAGAGGUCUGCCCUAUUCUGGUGGGAAGAAGAAGGGAACAAUCAGCGGUGAGGAGACAAAAAAUAUUGGAGGCCAGAGCAUCAGAUGAGAAAGUUCUUCUUGAGGAUGAUCCACUCUUUGGUGUUUUUUUUCUGAGGAGCAAGUGGGCAUCUGCAAGAUAACAUGAAGGAAGAAGAUAUCAUCUGAGGUGCUGGAUGAAAUGAGAAGAUAUUUGUUGACAGCUUUUGGCGCUGAUAAGCUGGUGAGGAUUGAAAGGGUAAAAGCAUCAGUUGCAAAGGCUGAAAGAGAUCCAAUAGCUCAGAAGACGGUACUUCAUUUGGAGUCUGCCCCAGUUUUCACAAAGCAGCUGGAUAAAGGCAAGGGGAUUGUGUUCGAUUUUGAUAUCAAUUCGUCGGGGGAUCAGCUUCCUAUGUAAUCUUUGCAUAAAGAUAAGUUGAGGCAUCAAAUUUUAAGGCACGAAAGAGAACGAGUGCUUUCACAAGGUUAGGCAAUUUGAAGAUGAAUGAACUGGGCACUCAAUCAAGAAAAGUAGAGAAGACAUCAAAGUCUACCUUUCCUGGUAGCAAGAGUAGCUUCGAGAUCACUGAAUAUAUAUCAGCUUCUCCUUGUGUUGAAAGGAACUCUACAGAACAUGGCUCUGAUCAUUUUGUGACUGGACCAUCCGGGGUUAAUCAGAAGCAGAAAGCUAGAUGAAGACCCUAUAUCAAAAAGAGAAAAGAACAGCAUAGCAAAGCGUCGAAUGUACUUCAGGACCUCUAUGCAGGGGAGUCUGUGGUGAAUUGGCAAGCUCGAAGAGGAAGACAUCAGAUGAAGAUGAAAGAGGUUGGAAAGCUGCAAAGUUUAAAGAAUCAAGGGUGAUCCCAAAUGAGAGAUCACCGAAAUCAAAAUAAGUAUAAUCAGCGGGAAUUGUCAGGAUCUGGAACGGCUUCAAGGACUAACAAUUCAUCACCUAUAAGAAAUGCGUAAAAAAUAUUUCCCGGAGGUGUUGUUCCUUAUGGAGACUAUGCAUAGUAGGAAUGUUUUGGUUGACCUUCAGGUUUCGCUUGGAUAUGAUAGAUUUUUCACAGUUGAUCAUGUCGGUGGGGGGGGGAGGGGGGGGGGCUAUUUUAUGAAAAAGAUCUGUAAAUAUUAAGUUCGAGAUUAUAAAUAAAAACCUUUUGGAUUGUAUAAUACAACUAGAAGCAGUUUCUUUCUAUGCGUCUUGUAUAUAUGGUCCUUCGGAUUUGAGAAGCAGGCUAGACUUGCGGGAACGUCUUAGUCGUAUCGGUGUAAAUAGAAAGGAUAGUUGGUGUGUUUGGGUAUUUUAAUGAUAUCCUGCAUAGCGGGGAAAAAGAUGGAGGGCCUAGGAGAUCAGACGAGUCUUUCGCACCUUUCAAUCAGAUGGUUGAAGCUGGAAAGCUGGAAUAGUUGCCUAGCCAUGGUAAUGGUUUUACUUGGGGUGGGCGACGUGGAACGCAUUGGAUUCAAUCUAGAUUGGAUAUGUGCUUUGGGAAUAAAACUUGGUUCAGAAAGUUCCAUUGCUCCAACCAGUCUUUUUUGGAUAAGAGAAUAUGUGACCACCAUUCUAUCCUCAUAAAGUUGAUUGAAGCUCAUGAGUUUUAUAGAGGAUGAUUCAGAUUUGAUAGAAGAUUUCUGGAAUCUGACAGUAUCAAAGAUAAUGUAGCUAACGUUUGGAGCUUUUCUGAAGGGGUGGACCAGGUUCAGUUUCUGCAGGUCUCAAAGCGUGUAGGAAAGCUCUAAGUGCCUUGAAGAAGAGUUCCAACCUGAAUUCUAGAGACAUAAUUUAUGAGCUAGAAUUUGAGUUGGAAUAUCAACAGUCUAUGAGUGAUCCUUCGGUGCAACAAAUUAUUUUCUGAAAAAAGAAUUAGUGAAAGCCUAUAGAGAUGAAGAAACUUACUGGUGGCAGAAAAGCAAAGACAAAUGGAUGCAUGGAAGAGAUUGAAUACCAGAUUUAUUCUUUUUUUUAACACUGAUAACUUCCAUUGAGAGUAAUAAGCCAAACGGCCAUGGUACAAAGGAUAGCAUUGGCGUUCAAGCACCAUGCAAAAGCAAGCAAAUUAAGAGACAACAAGCAACCCAGUAGGGACAAAAACCGUUAAAACCAGAUUUAUUCAGAAUUCGAUUAAGGCUGCACGUGCAAAGAACUCAAUUGAUAAGCUCAUAAAUGAGGAUGGAGUUGAAGUGUUUUCUGAAGCAGCAAAGGGUGAUGUGGCUAUUAAUUUUUUCUCCAAGCUAUUCAAAUCUUCCAAUCCUUUGCCUUUUUAUAGUUGGUUUCGAGGAAUGGCUUUGAGAGUUACAGAUCAAAUGAAUACGCACCUAACCAGUCAGUGUCAGCAGUCGAAAUCAAGGAGGCAGUUUUCUCGAUUGAUCCUACCAGGGCUCCUGGUCCAGAUGGAAUAUCAUGAAUAUUUUUUCAAAAAUUCUGGCCGCUUUUGGAGUCUCAGGUGGUAAAGGAGGUUCAUAUAUUCUUUACAUCAGGGAUCCUCCCGAAAGAUUGGAAUUACACCCACUAGUGCCUUAUUCCAAAGAUCCUUGAUUCAAAGUCAAUGUCUGAUCUCAGGCCUAUUAGCCUUUGUUUUGUGAUCUACAAAAUAGUAUCCAAGAUUAUGGUGAAGAGGUUGAAACCAUGGAUGGAUAGUAUUGUCGCGAUUACGCAAUCUGAUUUUGUACCUGAUAGAUUGGUUUCGGAAACAUCACUAUAGCUCAUGAGAUAGUGCAUUCCAUUGGAUCAUCACAGAAGUUUGGAGAGAAAGUAUAUGGUCGUAAAGACAUAUAUGUCUAAAGCGUAUGAUCGGGUGGAGUGGGAUUACCUCCGGUCUCUUCUUUUUGCAAUGGGUUUUGAUAUCACCUUGAUUAAUCGAGUUAUGUCUUGUGGUUUCCUUGGUGUCUUAUUCUAUACUCAUCAAUGAUCAACCGCGUGGAUUAGUGAUACCCCAAAGAGAUCUGAGUCAGGGAGACCCUUUAUCCCUGUUUAUUUUUGUGUUAUGUGAUGAAGGCAUAUCCCAUUUAAUGAGGAAAGCAUAAGUUCAAGGCUCUGUAUCAGGAAUCAAAUUUGGGGAGGAAAGAUUGUCGGUUAAUCAUUUACUACUUGCUGAUGAUUGUCUGUUUACAUGUAAAGCUAAUGAAGAUCAAAGUGCAAAUCUUCACAGUAUCCUUCAGAGGUAUGGAGACGUUUCGGGCCAAGUAAUUAAUCCAGCCAAGUCCUCCAUUACGUUUGGGAAAUGGAUACUAGAGGAAGUAAAGAACAGUGUUAGAAUGAAGUUGGUAAUUGAGGCCGAGGGUGGAGCAUUCAAGUAUCUUGGCCUACCAGAAUGUUUGAAGGGCUCAAAGGUUCAACUCUUCGCUUACAUUAAAGAAAGAUUGAAUAAGAUAAUAUCAGGAUGGUAUGAAAAAAACCCUUUCUCAAAGAGGCAAAGAAAUUCUUCUGAAGUCAAUUGCGUCUGCUAUGCCGGUUUCAGCAAUGUCUUACUUCAAACUUCCAAAAACUGUUAUCUCAAACCUGGCUAGUGCAAUGGCGAAUUUUGGUGGAGCGAGUUAGAGCAUAGAAGGAAGAUACAUUGGAUAAGUUGGGAGAAAAUGUGUCUUCCAAAGGAGCUUGGUGGGGGGGGGGGAUUUGGUAAGACACAUUUUCUCCCAACUUAUCUUUACCAUGCUAAGCAAGCAUGGAAACUUGUUCACUUUGAAGAUUGUUUGAUGACCAGAGUCCUAAAAGGAAAAUAUUUGGGGGGGGGGGAUUUGGUAAAAGCUCCACCGGAUCAUAACCCUUUUACACUUGGAGGAGUAUUUUGCAUGGAUGGGAGCUUCUCAUUCAAGGUUUAAGACAUUCAGUUGGGAAUGGGACGAGUUUAAACAUCUGGACAGAUAAAUGGAUAGAAAAUGAGGAUGGAACAUGCAGACCUCCAAUAAGAAGACAACGAUUUUCUGAUGUUAAUCUAAAGGUGUCUGAUGUAACUAAUCCUCAUACCAGAAGAUGAGAUAUAACCAAAAUGGAGGAGUUGUUUGUGCCUGGAGAUAUUGCCUUACUGAAUCAUCAUCAGCUGGUAGUAUCUGAUAAAGAUUCAUGGUUUUGGAAGCAUACAAGGAGUGGGAUAUACUCGGUGAAAAGAGGGUAUGAUCUCGCUCUCCUUAUCAAGAACCAUUCCUUAAUCAAUGAACAAUCGCCAACACCCUCCAUCAAUCCCUUAAAAGCUAAGGUUUGGUCUAUUAAGGCUCCAUCCAAGAUUAAAGUGUUUAUUUCGAAAGCUCUAUCGAAUGCUUUAACGUUUAAUGAUAGCCUGAGAGAUAGAGGGAUGAAGUGUGAUGAAGUUUUUCAGAUUUGCGGGAUGGCCAGUGAGUAUAUAAAUCAUCUUUUGUUCGUUUGCUCAUUGGCAAGACAAAUCUUGGCGAUCUCCGGUUUCCCUUCGCCGGCUGGAGGAUUCCAUAACUGCUCUCUCUUUGUAAACUUGAACCAUUUGUUUUCAGUAUCAGAUGAUAAAGGAAAUGUGAAGGAAAUAACGCGAGUUUUUCCUUGGACACUUUGGUAUAUUUGGAAAACAGGAAUUCAUUGCUUUUUGAUGGGUUCCUUUUUGAUGGCUUACAAACAUGGAAGAAAGCAAAAGAGGAAUCUGGUCUUUGUCUUUUCGCUCGAUCAGCAGAAAAUAGGGAAGAGGACAUGAGGAGUGUCUCGGUCUGGUCGAAAAGGGAAAGUUAGUAGGAGCAGCAUGGGUGUUGCGUGACUCAAAUGGACUGGUUUGUUUGCAUAGUCGUCAUGCUUUCGGAUCUGUUGGGUCGAAAGACCAAGCAUAUUUCUUAUCACUCGUUUGGUCGAUAGAAAGCAUGGUCAGUCACAAGGUUUCGAGGGUACACUUUUCUUUUGAAAGAAGGAUGUUAGCUAAUGCUAUAAAUAGACCAAAAGCAUGACCUUCCUUCAAAUUUGAAGUGAGGAAAAUCUUGCUUCUGCUUUCUAAUUUUUUGGAAUGGGAGGUUCUGUUCGAAUCGCCACCAGCAGACAAGAGUGCUCAUCUUAUUGCUCAAAGUGUUGUGAUGCAAAAUAGAUUUUAAUCUUAUGUUGCUUUGGGCCAGCCGAGGUGGCUGUCUUUUUUGUUUGAUCAUGAGCGUUCUUGUUAGCUCUGAUGUCUAGUGAUAUUGUUGUCUGAUUGUAUGUUUCUGGUUUCGAUUAUACUAAUGAAAAGGCUCAGAUGAAAAAAAAACUUUGGAGAUACUCGAAGAACUUCAGAAGCCCUCCGUCCAUUUAUAAGUGGUUAUCUCUUUUCAAAAUUUAAAAUUGUUUUGUGUUUUAGAUAUUCAAAGUGGGGUUGUAACUGUCGGAGUUAUUCAGUGUAACAUAUUUUACGUCUAUGUUUAUUUAUGUGAGGAGAAUAUUAAUAGUUUUAACUAGAUUAUAAAUCUAGUCUAUCAUUUUACUCAGUACUGUAGAGUACAUCAACAUCUUCUAUUAUUAUUGCAUGGUAUUUUUUAUAAACAAUGACAAUUUUAUCUUAUGAAAAUAUACAGCUAUAAAAUUAUAAUAGUUGCGGCGGCACAAUCAUAGUGAUUUUUAGAGUUUGGUGGGUGUGGAACAAACAUAUGGGGGAACUGUUUUAUAAAGGUCAACAUGAAGUAAAGUAAUUUUGUUCAAACUACUAGUUAGUGAGUUUGAAAGUAGAAUUACAACUGGAUUUCUCUUUUAGCACUUCAUCUAAAUAAACUCUAAAAUCUUUUUUUUUCAGCUUAUUCAAACGCAGUGCAAUAACCCCCACCCCCCCCCCCUCUCCAGAAUCACUAAUGUCUCUCGUUUCAAGGGAUAUGGUACUUACAGUGCCGUGCGAAGGGUCUUAGGGGCCUAAGGCAAGUUUUAAAAAUAAACUUAUUACAACUAUAAUGAUUUUUUUUUUGCAAUAUGAUAUAUCGCUUUUACCAAAUACACAAAUCUAACGCUGUAAAAGAAUAAGUUUAUGCUAUAUUAUGUCAUAUAAGAAAAAAAAUACAUGAAUUCAGAAGGUUAGUUAGUCUACUAUGUGGAAAGGGUUUUUAAAAAAAUAAGUUUAAAUCAUUAGAUUAUAAAUUAUUUUAAAUUUUGGGGCCCCAAAAAAAAUUAUAUUAAUCGGGGGCCUAAGGCGAAUGCCUUUUUCAAUACACUGUAGACACGCCUCUGGGUACUUCAAAGUCAUUUCAUAUACUUUUCAACUGAUUGUUAUUAGCAAAUAAUCGGUAGAUGUGGAACCAAUCUGUUUUCAGUUUAUAAAUUUGUGUAGACUUGAAAAGAAAAUUCACUUAGUCAUUUUUUGUUCACGAUACUUUCUAAAAGCUACAAUAAUGCUAUAUAUAUUUAUGAAAAUGACUCUGCCUCCAUCAUCCUAAACCCCACAUAUAUUCGAUAUCUGGCAUAUGUUCUAGCAGUUUUUCUACUUUAAAAUUUACAUACUCAUCAAUAUAUGCAUUCAUACUAUACAAAAAAUGAGAGAAAGAAUACUUUACAAAACCAUUCAUUCAACAACGUAUACAUCAAUAUCUCUACAAGUCCUUUUCUAUUUGUACGAACACUGUACUGCCACUUGGAAGUUGAAAUGACAUGAAUAUAUGUGUGUAUAAUUUAGAAUUGGAGUUAUAAGCGAUACGUUUUUAGUGGAUUCGUAUAAAUAGUUAGAAGAAAAUAAUUAAACACAGAAACUAUAUUAAAUUUCUAUUGUUGACAUAAAAUUGAUGAGAAGAUUCUCCAAAAGGACAGUGAAGAGAAACCCCAUUGGGAGCCAUUGAUCCAAUCACGGAACUUCUAACUUUCUACCUUUAACCCUUACCUUAUGAUCAUUUUACAAUCUCGACCCUAAUUACCUUUCCUCACGCUCAUUGUUUUUUUUUUCUUGUUUACAAACUCAACUUUUAACGAUUUAAAAUAAAAUUUGGGGAAAACUAAAGAGCUUGGGGUUUAGGGAAAAUUUAGAUAUUAUCUGGAGUGCUUCAGGUAAAGAAAAUAAAGUUAUUAUCGCUUACUACUUUUCCUUGACUUUGGAUUUUUUCACACACGGUUCCCGUUAAAACUUCUGUGCUUCGAUUUAAUUUAUUCUAUCUCUUAUUUUUGUAAUUUAUAACGAUUAUAUAUAUGGUGAUCCUUGCUCAUUCUUAUGGUCAAAACCCGCUUUUCAGUCUGGACAUUCAUGUUCGGUUAAUUUCGGAUUAUAUGUCCGUUUUUUGGCAGUGGAUUGAGGUAAAGAGUGAUAGAGUCUAUGAAUCAAAACUGGUAUGCGCCUCCUUGGCGUUGAUGUUGUUGGUUGAUUGUCUGAUCUCAGAUUUCUUGGGAACCAACAGAUUGAGCGUGAAUUGUAGUUCAGUUUAGGGUUAUGACAUGCUCGUGCUUUCCUUGUCUUCGUAUAGUAUGGACCUUUUAUGGGUCAAGAGGCGUUUCAGCUUGGGUCGUAGGUUGACCGUGUUUUAUCGUUGUGAAAAAUGAUUGUCUCGUUGGCUAGUUUAAUGACUUAUUCAGUUGCAAAAUUAUCUUCGAGUUGUGGUGGUUGCAAUGAUCUUUCGUCGUUUCAGUGUGUUAUUGUUUAUUCUAGUUAUGGGUUUGAGCGACGAAGCUUGGUUGUGUAGAGUUUAUGGUGGACUUCGUUAUAGGUGUAAAGUGGACGUCAUAGUGUGUUCAAGCCGUAUCCGAGGGAAGUUGGGAUCGUGAAGUGAUCCUUCCGGUCGGGUUGGGAAGUCUUGGUUCUUAGUUUCGAGUGGGGUGGUAUCGGCGGGCCAUAGGCGGCAGCAAUAGAUCCGGGUUGAGAAGACGCGACAGUAUCUUCGGGUUUUACAAGUGGAUGGUAUCGUAUGGCGUGUCGAGAGCAGCAUCGAUUUAUCUAGAUCAUUGUUAUCUACUAUUUAGGAGGUUUUUUGCACUGGGUUGUCUUAUGCUUUGGUGUAAUUCUUAGUUUAUUGAGUCGUAGUACGAUGUCUUAUGUUCGAAAGUUACCCAUGUGAGUUUUAACUACCUGUUUUUUGGGCUUUUGUUUUUGGGAAUAUCUUUUCAUUCUCCAGUUAUGUAUUAAACGGUGGCUUUUCACUAUGAAUUAAUUUCAAUUUGAGAAAAAGAAACGAUUAUAUAUAUAUAUAUAUAGUAAAUGUGUUUAUGUAUAGUAUACUACUUGCACUUUUCUUUAUUUCAACUUGAGCAACAUGCAGAGAACUUCACGUUCAUGCAUUAUAGAGUUUUGAUUAGAAACUUUGAAAAUGAAAGAAACGAUUAAAUUUUUGUUAUGAAUAGGGCUACUUCCGGUGGGUGCGUGUGUAUAGAGAAAACUGAAACCAGCGGCCCUUUUGUCUCUAUCGUCGAGUACAUUCUUGUUCUUUUACAUAUAUUGGUUUAGUUAUAACAUUUUUAUAUGAUUUAACAAAUCCUCUUUUAUCUCGUUGAACUAACUACAGUUGGAUGGAUAAUGGAUGCAAUAUAUUAACAACAAAGUUGAACCAAAAUGUAAAAAAUAUACCAAAAUGAAACUUCUCCACUGUUAUUGAAUAAAAUCUAAGUUGGAGAUUUUAGAGUGAUUUAAAUAUUUUUGAGUGUUUGAAAAAGAUUUCUUAGUUAUAAAAAUAAAAAUCUAAAUCCCAUAGUUUUAGAUGAAAUUCUAGAAAUUGUUAACAAAAACACACCAAAUUCUAAGAUUCACCUAAAAUCAUAUAAAAACUCACUAAAAACAAAUUACUUCAAAUUUCAGAUUCAGUACACCCCCCCCCCCCCCCCCCCCACCCCAUUACUAUGUUAGAACUUUACUGAAUGUUUCUGAUCACUAAAUUAAUAAAAGGAUUGGUCGUUUUCCAACCUAUCUUACAAAGAGGGUUUAUAAAUGGCACACUUAAAGAAACAUCCUAUUGUUUUAUUUUUUGACCUUUUGACUUGUAAAUUGUGUACCGGAUUGGUUACAGAUUCGUCAUAAGCCGGAUGGUGGAGUUUAAUUUGGAAAUGAUGAAGUUAAGCUAAUUAGUUUGAGAAAUAUAUCAACAAGAUAACCUCAAGGGAUUUAUAUAUUGGAUCGAUCUUAUGUGGCUAAUAUCUCUCUAAAGGUAUUAUCCUGAGUAACACAAUUACAUGCCAAACUCUAUGGUAACUACAAAUGCUUAGUCUCUCAGUAACCGAAGAAUUACUUACAGACUUACCAUAAGAAACUAAUAAGUGAAAAAACUACUGAAAACCGUGAGAAGUCACAAUACAGAAAUAGGAUGCUUCACUGAUUGCAUGUCUUUAUAAGAUAUACCCACUUUUUAUUUUAAAGGUCAGAAACUUUUUGAGGGGGAAAAUCAAAGACUGAGGAAGGUAAGAUCUGUCACUUUGGUUGGCAAAUGAGAAAAUGGUUGUCAAUUCUAUGUAUAUAUGUCUCUGUUAGUUUUUGGAUUACUUGCAUGUCUUUCUCGUUUGAAAAGCAUUGUUUGGACUUUUAAAGAAAGGAUCUAUAUCGAUACCGUCGGGUAGUUUAUGUGACUUGUAGUCGUUGUAGGGGUGAGAAAUAUUGAUUCUAGACUUAUUUUGGGACUUAUUUUAGCUGUCAUUCAUGAAAAUGACCUGUGGAAAUAAAACAUGAAACAUAACUUUUCUCAAAAAAAAAAAAAAACAACAUUACUUCCGUAUCACUUUAAGUGGUGUUUAAUAAUUGAUGUUCUUAUUAUUUUAGAUAGAAUUUAAUAUCAUUUAAACUUUGUGAUCAAUUGCAAAAUACUGAAUUUUAAAUUAGUUGAAUUAAUUUUAUUUAAUAAUAUUUUUAUGUAAUCAAGACAAAUUGUAUAGAAGUUUGUAUUUUCUUAAUUCAAGUAACAAAAACUUUAAAAAUCACUUAAACUGAUACAGAAGGAGUAGAACAUAGUUCGGGUGUAUACUUGUAAGCAACUUUGAAUGCUAACCAGGGGCGAAUCCAGGUUAUUAAUUAAGUGGGUGCACUAUUGAUUACAACAUGUAAAAAGUCACAAGGUGGUUUCGAACUCGGGUUUGGUAUGGGUGCACAACACCACUUUUCCACCUGCUCUAACUAAAUUUUUAUGUUUUUCUAUAUGAAUAUUACAUUAUAAAUAAAUAUUAUGGGUGCACAGGCCCCCAUAGUGGGUAACCUGGCUUCGCCCCUGAUGCUAACUCAAACUGUUUUUACUGGGAUGUGUCCUAGUCUUUCACGUAUAGAUUCGAUAAUAGAUACAACUUCUCUGAUAUAUAUAUAUAUAUAUAUAUAUAUAUAUAUUCUUUUCCGACAAACAAAAAAAUGAAAUAGCUGGGUGGAACCCGAGCAAUGAAGAGGGUGUAGAAGUGUACUAUAACCAUCUUUUCUAGCUCAUUAUAUAACUUCUAUAAUAGAUUAAGUGUUUAAAUACUCGUAGUACAUGUAAACAAAUACUUCUCUAAAAUCAUUAGAGCAUUCUCAAAAGGGAGUUCUACUCUCAAGUAUCUAAAAACACAUAUAUAUAUAUAUAUGUAUGUGUAUAUAAAUAUUAGUAUUUACUUGCGGGUUAGAUAAUUUUGAUUGUGUUUUCUGUAGUUUUUAGAAAUCUAUAAUUAAAUAUUUAUAUUAGUAUAUUUUUUUUUAGAUGUUUGAGAGUAGAAUUUUUUAUUGGAGGUGCUCUUACAGUUUGAACAUAUUAUUUCUUGUAAAGCCUCGAAAAGGUAAUGUCGUAAUGGAACCUUAGAGCAUCUCCAAUGUAUUACUCCAAAUUUUACUCCAAAAUGGUAUAACUCCAAAAUGGAGAUGGAUUUUACUCCAAUGUAUUACUCCAUUUUUUACUCCAAACAAAAAGAUUUUUUUUUCAUUUAGUUAAUAAUUAUUAUUAGUACUUUCAACUUAUAAAAAAUUAACAAUUAACCCAACUAUUUUAUGUUUACAAAAUUUCCAUAAUAAUAUAUUUUAUUUAAAUUAAAUAUUUAUCAUUAAAAAUACAACUAGAGAUUAUCUUCCAAUUUCAAUUCGUGCAGAUUUUAUCAUAUGCAAUUUUUCUAAUUCAAAAAUAUUUUUAUGCAUUAAAAGAACAUAAAGAAAAAACAAAGUUUUGUUUUAUAAUUUGAAUUAUGUAUUGGGUCCUAUUGUUUGUUUGUGCAUAUAUCAAGUUCAACAAGUACAAAUGUUAUCAAUCAAAAUUUUGACCCACAAGAUUAAAAAAAUCGUCUAUUCCGUUUGAAUAAUACCUCACCGAUUUUGGUAGUUUCGAAAACAAUUUACCGAAUUAAUUAUUAAAUUACUUAUUUAUAUUAUAUUAUAUUAUAUUUAUUUUAUAUUAUUUAUUCUUAGUUUUGACUUUUAUGAGUUUAUGCAUAUUUUCUGUAAGCUAUAAAGUAAUCUUUUGCAAAUUAUUAUAUUUUUUAUGUUAUUAUAUUAUUUUAAGUAUGAAAUAAAAACAUUAAAAAUUAAAAGGACCAUUUUAUAAAUAUAAAAAGUUCAACUCCAAAAUGGAGUAAUGGGUAAAAUUACUUCAUAAAUGGAGUAACCCUAGCUAUUACUCCAUUUUGGAGUUGAAUAUGGAGUGGGGUUGGAGAAAAUUUUACUCCAUAAUUGAGUUUGGAGUAAAAAAUAAAGUAGGGUUGGAGAUGCCCUUAGGAUGUUCUCAGAAGAAGAUAAACCAUAGGUGCGUCUAGGCUCUGCUCUCUUUUUUUCGCAUGGAAUAUUUUCUUAUCUACGGUAAAUUUCUUUAAAAUGAGAUACAAGCCAAAAUGGGCUAGGAACGUACACCAAAAAAGAGUUCAGUGGAAAAGUUUAUAGAGAUAUAUACCAAGUUUGGUACGGCCUUAUACAAAGGCCUAUUAAAGACAAUUAUUAAGAAUAUUAUCAUUUAUGGGCUAGGCCUUUAUUCACGUGGUUUUAUUUCAAUUCUUUUGAAACCCAAACAAGACACCUCCGCUGGAAAGAACCGGUUCGGUUCGGUUCGGUUCGGUUGGGAUAGAUGGGGACAAGACGUUGUCACGUGAUUCAGUUACGAACAUAAACCGUUGGUUAAUCACGUGAUAACCGAUUUAUAAGGUUUGGUUAGGCUGAGACGGAGUUUGGUGAAGGACAGCGACACCACACAAACGUGCACUUCAGAAGUGUGUGCAGUGUACAGUACAAAUCUCUCCAUACCAUCUCAUCAUUCUCUCCAAUUCUCUUUUUUUCACACACUUAAGUUUAUGAUUGUAUCUUGUUGUAAUCAUUACAUAAAAGAAAAGAAAAUUUAACGAUGAGGACCCAUUUGAGCUCUCUUCAGAUGCUAUAUAUUUUCAUCUUUUUACAGUAGUACUUCAUAAGAAUGAAAUAUAAGUAAUAAAUUGAACCUUCUCUUAUUAAUGGUGAAAUGUAAGCAAAUUUUGAUUUAAAAAUUGAUCAUUGUGCUUCAUCUAGUUAAAUUUGUCGUUCUUUAGGUUGAAGGUGGACAUCAAUACGUUCCAAAGCAUGGACGUACUUGCUUGGCUAACAAAUAGUUUUUCUUGAUCACUGCAAUGAGUCACAAUUGUUGGCAAACAAGAUAUACAUAGCAGUCCGUAAUUUGAUAUAAAAAACUAGUUAAACAUAUAAUUAUAGAGAAACACUUUAAUGACUAGGAAAAAUUACAUUGUCAAGAGCUACUAUUGUAGUGUUUGAGUCGAUAGAGCAUGUUGAACGUUGCGGUUUCUUCCUCGUCGGUAACUUGGUAUUCAAAACUCUGCAUCUUAAAAUACCUCCCUAGGAAAUGUUUUUAAAAAUCUAUAUAUCAUAGAUAAUAACUAUCGACUACACGUACGAUAUAUAAAUUUGGACCUAUCCACACACCUUGGUUUAAAAAAGCGCAACAAGAAAAAAGAAGGGUGGUUUUUUUUUUUUUUUUUUUUUAUCAAAAAAAAAAAAAAGAAGGGUGGGGAAAAUCGAUAGAAGGUGCCAUGAAUGGAUCAUAAAGACACAACAACUGCAGAAUAGAGCCAAUUCAUACAAAACAAAAUAAGAUUUACAUAAAUGAUGAAUUUGUGGGUCUUGCAUUUCAUAAUUUGUUUUCCGCAGAAUUUAUAUGUACAUAUAUAUGAUUCAGUCUAAAGUUUGGACCACUUAAGUUUCUUUGGCAAUAUCUGGUGUGGCUGAAGAUGAAGUUGUCUAACAAAACCUGAAUAAAAAACAAUUCCAGAAAUCAAUGAUACUAUUUUGUUUCUUUAAUCACGAAAAAAUGUUUGUUGUUCAAAUUGGUUCAUAUGUUUCUCUUUUAAAAACAUUUUCCCCUAAAUAAUAUGGUGAAUAUAAACAACACUAAAAAGAAUGGUUGGGACAUGAAGACAUGGACUAUGAGUGCUUGUAGUGGAAGUAUGGAACGUACAUAUAUGUGUAUGUAUAGUCUUUGUUUCGGUUUCAGUUUCUAAAAAUGUGCAACACAAUUAACUUCUCUUCUCUGUUUCUCUUUGUUCUCUGUCUUAUGAGGAAUUGCAACGUACGAACGGACGAGGUCAGACGCACAUGUUCGUUAGCAAUUGUUUCAGAUUCCCCGCAUAUAUUUUCCUAAAUUUGUUAAUUUACCUAUUUUGUGAAUCAUAUUCACAGUGUUACUUAGUAAAAAGAAAAACUAAAUGAAGCAUGUUCGUCAGAAAAAAACCUAGUUUAUGCAAACUAAAAGCUUUUGAUUUAAUUAAGUCUAAGUAAUGUCAAUAUAUAGAUCAAACGUCCGAAAUUUCUUAAUCAACACUAAAAGUUAUGUAAUUAACCAAAUUUGUUUUAUCAUACAUAUAUAUACUGCUUCUGUGCUUGGAGGCUUUAACUGAUAAUGUUAGUGCAACUGGCUAAACUGGCACAUGACAUGGUACGUCGGUUUUGAUAGAUUACGUGUUUGAUAGCUUAAUGCUUUAUCACUUAUAACCAAGUUUUAGAUGCCAAUUAACGAAUUAUAAUGCAUAUAACUACCAUGAUUAUAACAUGAGAAAAUAAAAGAAAUCUCAAUCUCUCUCUCUCUCUCUCUCUCUCUCUCUCUCUCUCUCUCUCUCUCUCUCUCUCUCUCUCUCUCUCUCUCUCUCUCUCUCUCUCUCUCUCUCUCUCUCUCUCUCUCUCUCUCUCUCUCAUUAUUUUCCAAAGUAUUUGAUUAAAGGUAAACUUGAAUACAUAUGAUCAUUAGUAAGUACGUUGAAUUUAGGUGUCCAGCGGCUGCCAUAUCCCAGAAAAGACACAUUGCGUAUGAUUUUUUUUUUUUGUUUUUGUCGAUUAAAUGUUCGAGUUACUUAAAAUUAGCCCUUAAUAACCCCACCUAAAGUCAUUUAGCAAAAUAAUUAUUCAUUUUUUGGAACACCAACAAAAUAACAUUCAAUCGAAUAAAAUUUUAAAGAAUGUGCGAAGGCAUGUCAAUGACAUGAACUUGACGAUUGUGUCCUUUUUUCUUUUGAUGCAAAACAAGAAGGGAAAUUAGGUGAGAUGACGCUACAAAAAAGCAUAAUUGAUUGAGUAGCCAAUCAUCCUAACUUUUCACUGUUUCACAUAUCUUUUAUAUAAUAUUGCUGUAUUACCCCUGCUUGAAACCGGAGAAACCUGCUAGAAAAAAAAAAUUAAAAAUUACUAUUUUGCAAAAAUAUGUCGUGUCUCUUCCAGAUUCACACCCCUUUGAAUAGUUUCACUCCAGAUUCUCUCCACCGCGUUUUCUCUGAUUACAAUCCCUUGCUGAUUCGCAUUCACAUUCCAAUUUGUGUUGAUCCUUGCCGAAAAGACCUGUGUAGUGGCGAUCACCUCCAUCUAUGCAAACGGCACCAUCUUCCGUCACCACUGUAUGUUUUUCUCUUCUAUUUACUGUAUCAACAACAAAAUCUGUCUCUCUGAUACGGUUAUAUGUAUUAUCUCCACUGAUGUUGCGAGAUACAGUUACAUUUUUUCGCCGUGGAUGAAGUUGAUCGGAGAAGAUAAACAGUGUCUGUUUAUUUUGUUCUAUUCUAUUCGCAUAUGGAAUAGAAAUGUAAAACAAUAUGUGUUAUGUUUGUUCUAUUCUAUUCGCAUAUGGAAUAGAAAUGUAAAACAAUAUGUGUUAUGUUUGUUCUAUUCCUGUUAUGAAAUGCGAUAUAUUCUGCUA
Molecule: messenger RNA, 18417 nt
Organism: Brassica rapa (field mustard)
Lineage: Eukaryota; Viridiplantae; Streptophyta; Magnoliopsida; Brassicales; Brassicaceae
Product: auxin-responsive protein SAUR50
Biological process (GO): response to auxin
Source: RefSeq, a predicted model, not a curated record